GACACCGUUGACGAGAUCUGGCGGGCUGUGUUCAAAAAGCUGUGCGGUGACGAGCUGUGAGUGCUUGUGCGAGACCGCGAGCUGUGAGAACCUGUGCGAGAACCUGUGCGAGUGCGAGUGUGAGCGUGUGCGAGUGCUGUGAGCGCGGAGCGGCUUGGCAUCAACAGGGGCCAAAUGGAUCCCACAAAGCAGCGAUUGCAGGCUGCCAAGCAGUGGUUUCAAUGCUGGCAGGAUCAAGAACUGCAAGAGAAACCGGCAUCAACAUCAACCCGCCAGCCCAAAUCAAAGGGAGCAGGCACAACACUACAAUCCAUCUCCAACCAGAUGAACGUCCCUCGACAGACGCUUCGACAUGGUGAGAAACGCGAUCAGGGACACGCCAGUGGCGCUGCUAAGAGCGUCGCACCGCACACGGAACACCUUGCACAGGGGGUCGCAGAGCACACGCGACCACCAGUAGACACGGCAUCAGCCUCCUCCUUUUCCUCCUCCUCAGUGCACCAUCAACAGCCACAGCAGAGGAGGCAUGCGCAUGCGGAGACAGACACAAAGACGCCCAAGUUGCUCCACUCUCCCCGGAGUGUGGAAGGGCAAGCGCUCGUGACGGAUGAAGCGCACAAAGCGAGCGAAGCAGAGCAACAAGCCGCCCAGGAUGUCAUUGCAGAACUGACACACGUCAAGUCCGACUGGGAGACGGCGCUUGACUUGAUUGAAUCACUCCAAGCAACGGUUGUUGAGCUCUCGUCCGCACUCGAAGACGAGAUGGAGCGGAGUGCUGCGCUUGAGACGCGGCUGGAGGUGGCCGAGAAGACGGUGAGCGACUACGUGUACCAGGCGCUCAUGGCACACGUGGCGGCACAGGGCGGGGCAGAGCAGGGGCCACCAGCACCAGCAGAAGAAGAACGAGAAGCAGAGGGGAGAGAAGAGGAAACGUGGGAAGAGGAAACGAGGAAAGAGGAGGAGGAGGAGGGAGUUCGGCAGCAGCAGCAGGAGGAGGAGGAGGAGGAGGAGGAGGAGGAGGAGGAGGAGGAGGAGGAGGAGGAGGAGGAGGAGGAACUGCAACAGCAGCGGCAGCGAGUUGGAGUGGAAGGGCCGCAUGACGCAGGGGCUGUGACAGCAAGAGUAUCACAACAACAACUGCAACAACAACAGCAGCAGCAGCAGGGGGAGGAGGGGGAAGAAGAGGAGGGAGAGAAGAAGCACUAUUGAGCUCAUGACUGCCGACACGAGUGGAUGACAUUGAGAUGGGAAUGAUCUGUGGUGCAGGGACCGUGGCACACGUGCAUGUGCGCGAUGGUGAGAUAUGUCAGGGUGAAAGUUGAAGUAAAUGACAUGAAUGAA
This is a messenger RNA of Salpingoeca rosetta, 1341 nucleotides long. RefSeq lists its product as uncharacterized. The coding region runs from base 175 to 1209 and encodes 344 amino acids. The record is from RefSeq and is a predicted model, not a curated record. Lineage: Eukaryota; Choanoflagellata; Craspedida; Salpingoecidae. The transcript has 5 exons.